Molecule: messenger RNA, 1475 nt
Organism: Impatiens glandulifera
Lineage: Eukaryota; Viridiplantae; Streptophyta; Magnoliopsida; Ericales; Balsaminaceae
Product: probable mediator of RNA polymerase II transcription subunit 26b
Exons: 9
Coding region: 143-1315 (390 amino acids)
Cellular component (GO): nucleus
Source: RefSeq, a predicted model, not a curated record
UAUCUCCGGUUGUUACAUCUUCUUCUCCGGCGAAUCUGAUACUCGGGUUUUCAUUUUCUAUUAGAAUUCAGGAACUUGAUAUCUGUUCUUCUCUGUUUUGUUUGAUCUUAUCUGGGUUCUUCCCAGAUUUCAUUUUCAUCCCAUGAAUCAAUCUGAAAACCUAGAUUACUGGAGGAGAUACUUUCGGAGUUCAAAUUUCGACUUAUUCUGCAUAAUUGAUCAAGCUAUUAAGUUGGUUUCAUUGGAUUGUCCAAAGGAGUUUAAAUUAAGACGAGAUGGGAUAGCAGAAACUUUGUUUUCUUGUCAUUUAGAACGAUGUAUAGGUUGUGAUGGUCUUGAAUAUUUGAGUCCCAAUGAAAAUGAUGAAUCUGUAACAACAACAACAACAAGAACAAUCCCUAUUGAGAAUGGUGUUAGUAAGGAAAACAAGAUUACAACUGGUAAAGAUGAUAAAACUAGGAGUUUUAGCUAUGGAGAAGCUGAAACAUUGACUGAUGAAAUUGAUAAAGAGAAUUUGAUUAUUAAGGAAGUCAUGAGGAUGAAGAUGAUUCUUGAUAACAGUUCAAAUGAGACUGAAUUUAAUGUAUUAAAUUCAUUGAAGAAACUCCAAUUGAUGGAUUUGUCUGUUGAUAUUCUGCAGACAACUGAGAUUGGGAAAUCGGUUAAUGUGACUAGGAAACAUCCAAAUAAGGAGAUUCAUAAUUUGGCGCGAAAGCUGAUAGAAGUGUGGAGGAAAAUGGUUGAUGGAUUGAUGCAUAUGACAACUACUUUCACGGAAGUUACUCCACAAUCUUGCAACCCCAAUGUGGUUAACGAGGAGGAAGAGGAGGACGAGGAAGAAGAAGGGUUGCCAGCUCCUCCAAUAGAUGACUUUGUGUUCCUACGAACAUAUACAUCGACUAUGGAGUUAUCCAAUUUCUUCGAUGAAAUUGAUGAAGAUGGAAAUAUUGCUGAAUUACAACCGACCAACCAUUUUAAUACAAUAAGGAAACCAGGCCAAACUCUUCAUAAGCGUAAGGAACAAGUUGAAGUUGAGAUAGUACAAGAGAAGAAAGAAAAAGUCUUGAUAAAGAAACCGAAUUUCAUCAUUAAGCAACAAAAGAAGUCUUCAAUUUCUAUGGAAUCGGAAUCACAACUUGAUAGGAAAUCUACAACCAUGCUCGACGAUAGAAAGCUCGAGAGCACUAAGAGGAGGCCCUAUCAAGAAAAUGACGAGUUUACUUUCUUGCAGCCAAGAAACGGCGAACAGGACAUGCCAUGGAAAUGCAAGAUCUUCCUAAACGAGGAGGGACGGGACAAAGAAGUUCGCAUUUGAAGCCUGACGAUUCUAAGGCUAAGAAUGGCCGGAGAUAGCAAAAUGUAGGCACAUUGUGUCUUAGUUGAGUUUAAUGGAGAUCUUUAAGUUAACUAACUCCUUUGUGCAUUAUCCUUGACUUAUUUUCAUUUUUUUUGUGAUGGUCAUAAGACAUUAUUUC